UCCAUCUAAAACCCUAGAAAUCAAUCUCCUUGUCCCACUUCCCGCCGUCCUCGCCCUUCCCAUUCGAGGCCCCUCCCCACCGGCAUCUCCUCCCCCGCCGCCAUGGGCCGCAAGCUGCUCGCCGAGCAAGGGGGAACACCCAAGAGCAGCAAGAAGGACAAGAAGAGCAAAAACGACAAGAAGCGGAAGCUGGCGGACGAGGCCGAGGAGGAGGAGGCGGCGGCCGCGGCGACGACGGAGGGGGUCACGAACAGCAGCAAGAAGAAGCGGGUUGAGGAUGGACCCGGCGAAGGAGGGGAAGCAGAGAACGGCGCGGAAAAGACCGUGGCGGUGACCGGGAAGGGCUUCCAGGACGCCAAGUACGCACCGCUGCAGUCCUUCGCUGCCGCCGAGCUGCCGCCCCAGGUGCUCGACUGCUGCAAGGCGUUCGCGCAGCCGUCGCCCAUCCAGGCGCACUCCUGGCCGUUCCUCCUCGACGGCCGCGACUUCAUCGGCAUCGCCGCCACCGGAUCCGGGAAGACGAUUGCCUUUGGUGUGCCGGCACUGAUGCACAUCAGGAAGAAGGUAGGGCUGAAAGCGGGGAAGAAGGCCUUGCCCCGGUGCCUCGUGCUGUCGCCGACGAGGGAGCUCGCUCAGCAGAUUGCAGAUGUACUUACUGAGGCCGGUGCACCGUGUGGGAUAAAUUCAGUUUGCCUUUAUGGCGGAACUUCAAAGGGACCCCAGAUAUCUGCCCUUAAAUCUGGAGUGGAUAUAGUCAUAGGAACUCCUGGUCGUAUGAAAGAUCUUAUUGAAAUGGGUGUUUGUUGUCUUAAUGAGGCUUCCUUUGUGGUUCUAGAUGAAGCAGAUAGAAUGCUGGAUUUGGGUUUCGAACCUGAAGUCAGGGCAAUUUUGAGCCAAACAUCAUUUGCACGUCAGAUGGUUAUGUUCAGUGCAACUUGGCCUCUUGCUGUCCACCAGCUAGCUCAAGAGUUUAUGGAUCCAAAUCCAAUAAAGGUUGUUAUUGGAUCAGAAGAUCUUGCAGCUAACCAUGAUGUGAUGCAAAUUGUUGAAGUAUUGGAUGAUAGGUCACGAGAUUCAAGAUUACUUGCCUUGCUUGACAAAUACCAUCAAGCACAAAGCAACAGGGUUUUGGUUUUUGUGUUGUACAAGAAAGAAGCUGCACGAGUGGAAACAAUGCUUCAAAGAAGGGGGUGGAAGGCUGUUUCUGUUCAUGGAGAUAAGGCUCAGCAUGAUAGGACCAAAGCUUUAUCUUUGUUUAAAGAAGGGAAAUGCCCUUUAAUGAUUGCUACGGAUGUUGCUUCACGCGGACUUGAUAUUCCUGAUGUUGAAGUUGUCAUUAAUUAUAGCUAUCCUUUGACCACUGAAGAUUACGUCCACAGGAUAGGAAGGACUGGUCGUGCCGGCAAGAAAGGUGUUGCACAUACCUUUUUCACUCAAGCGAACAAGGGACUUGCUGGUGAACUUGUGAAUGUUUUGAGGGAGGCUGGUCAAGUUGUUCCUCCAGCCCUUAUGAAAUUUGGCACACAUGUCAAGAAAAAGGAAUCAAAAGUAUAUGGAUCUCACUUCAAGGAAAUCGCAGUCGAUGCUCCUCAAUCCACAAAGAUCACAUUCGUUGAUUCCGAUGAGGACUAAAGUAACAGCAAUAGCAGACUAAAGUAACAGCAAUAGCAGACUUUUCAUCCUUGCUCAUGGAAACUUGAUUUAUCUUGGUGAAUCGGCACACUGGUUGGCUAUGCAAUGGAUAUCAUCAGAUCAGGCAUUUGGAAGAUGAUUGCUGCAAAGGAUUCUUCAUUGGCAGUUGGCAACACCUAAUUAUUGCUCUCAUAGUAUCAUCCUAGUUUUAGGUCGGUUUAUUAUCAACAACAUUCUGCUUUUGCUUAUUUUUCAGACCAUCCGCACUAUACUUGGUUGUAUGCACCACAGUUCUCUUAUUGGAGACAGCUAGUUAAAUUCGAUGUGUACCAUAAGGGUACCGGCAACUCGGUUAUGGUUAUGAUUGAAUAGUAAAAAGCAUAUGAUUCUGUAGUUCUAGUUAAAGAAAAAGUGAAGAUGAUUCUCCAGUC
This is a messenger RNA of Phragmites australis (common reed), 2063 nucleotides long. Its product is annotated as DEAD-box ATP-dependent RNA helicase 5. NCBI's taxonomy places the organism in Eukaryota, Viridiplantae, Streptophyta, Magnoliopsida, Poales, Poaceae. Gene Ontology annotation, biological process: rRNA processing. The record is from RefSeq and is a predicted model, not a curated record. Gene Ontology annotation, molecular function: RNA helicase activity; ATP binding; RNA binding. Gene Ontology annotation, cellular component: nucleolus. Bases 103 to 1632 code for a protein of 509 amino acids. The transcript has 12 exons.